CCCAACUCUAUUGCUUCGGUCCCCCACGAGUCGUCCAUCUUGGUUUCUGUUUUAUCCGCUGUCCUCGGUCCGGAGCAUGCCUGAUCCUGUCUAACCCCGCGAUUCAGGUUUCAUUUAAUUGUGUCUUGAGCCGCCCAUUCCAGAAGCCCGCAGAACUUCCCCUCCCUUUCUUUUCUCCCUGGACGCGCCCCGGAGCUUAUUCCAACAUUUCUUACCGCCGCUGAUUGCCGCUGCCUUGGCAUCGGUUGAGGACAGCUCGAGAAGCUUGUGUGAGACACCCGCCUACCCCCACCAGAGACUGCGAUCGAUCGAUCAAAACAACUUCCACCGCCCGAGAGCGAUAUCCUCGCCGGGACCAAAGACAAAAAGAGAGAUUGAGAAAGAGAGAAAAAAGGGAAAUGUUGAGAAUGUUUUACAACAUGAGCGGCCUUGGAGGGCUGCUUCUUGUGGUUAUCGUGCUUAUGGCAUUGGUCUUUGCCGCAUCCAGAUUCGACUUUAUUUUGACGUCGGGCAAAGACAAAGAUGGGGACUACGGUGGCGAGGAGGAUUCGACAUAUGCUUUUUAUGCGUCCAAGAGGAGAAGGGCUUCUAGCGUGAAGCGGGUUACAUUCGAUAUCUGACACUCGGUCCCGCGGGAUAUGGGGAAGUAUCAGAUGCUCGCAGCCUUCAAGGCUAGGUUUUGAAACGGCAGGUUGUCGGCACUGCCGUCUUCUCGCAUUCGACGACGAUGGAUGAAAUUGACAUAGCGAGAGGCUCGGCAGAAAUCAUUUGGUCAGUUCGCUCAUUAAGUGUUUUCUUUUGUAAUGAUUCACGAGUCUGGGUGGAUUUGAUUUUAGACAUGGAAUAACUGGAGUUUUCUUUUCUUUUUCUUUUUCUUUUUUUGGGACGUGGCGCGCCCAUCGGGGACGCCAUGGUUUUCUGUAUCAUGCUCGCGUUUGGGUACUGGAAUUUUGUCACACAAACUUUACUCGCUAUGUUUUCUACGUGAGCACUGUAUAAGUGUAUCUACAUCAAGCAUCGUUGCUCCAAAUCGCUAUUGUAUCCUGUCCUCAUUCACUACACGUGAACGUAACAACUCCCGGUAACGAUAUUUCCAAUGUUUAGUGCCGGCGAAGAGCCUUACUAGUAGUUUUGCGACACUGGUAAGCCCCUACAGGUCGCCGGUGUGUUCUUCCACAUCAGCCCCUGUUAUCAAGAGCCCAAUGCUGGUUGCGAAUACGACCUAGGCAUGUUUCAUGGUCAUCAGUUCAACUGAAGGCCUAGAAGCUGGCGUUGGCCGCUCUUCCUGUCGCCCCCGCGGUGGGAUUUGUGGAAUAUCCACCACCUUCAUUCAUUCUUGCACCGGGGCCCGGAUGUAAUUUCCUCGGUAUUUUCAUGGUUUACUCAGUUGAGCUGAUUGGAAGUGAGUCGCAACACAGCACACUAGAAAGAAGUCACUGUCUG
Molecule: messenger RNA, 1443 nt
Organism: Colletotrichum destructivum
Lineage: Eukaryota; Fungi; Ascomycota; Sordariomycetes; Glomerellales; Glomerellaceae
Exons: 3
Coding region: 399-620 (73 amino acids)
Source: RefSeq, a predicted model, not a curated record